This is a messenger RNA of Planococcus citri (citrus mealybug), 1442 nucleotides long. Its product is annotated as serine protease snake-like. The coding region runs from base 243 to 1331 and encodes 362 amino acids. The transcript is spliced from 8 exons. The record is from RefSeq and is a predicted model, not a curated record. Gene Ontology annotation, biological process: proteolysis. Gene Ontology annotation, molecular function: serine-type endopeptidase activity. NCBI's taxonomy places the organism in Eukaryota, Metazoa, Arthropoda, Insecta, Hemiptera, Pseudococcidae.
AAACAUGUAAACAUCUAGUCUUUCGUGUAAGGGAAUUCAGUUUAUUCGUUUUUCCUUCACGCAAACAAAUGUAACGAAAUAAUUUCAGUUGAUAUUUUUUUUGUUUUUACAAAUAUUUUUAGAUACUCGUAGAUAAGUGUUUUACUACAUAGAACACUCCGCAUCGUGAAUUUUAAAAACUGUUGCCAACUCUUUUUUUUUGAUAUAAUUUGCCAGAAGCAGAGAUUAAUUGCGUUAACAUCAUGAUUCAAAUGAAAUCUGUUAUCUGGACGUGCAUUCACAUAUUCGUAUUGAGCAUCAUAGUCUCGAGUAAAGCAGAAGGAGAACUGAGCAAAACCUCAAAUCAGCCAACCACAAAUACCAGCGGAGACAUCAAAACAAAUAAAAUUGGCCAGGACUCCACAAACAACCCAACAGCGACGACAAACUCCAAAGAUGCAGUAUCUGUAGCCCUGCAAAAAUGUGAAGAAUACGCUAAUUAUCGAUACGUCAAGAAAUUGCAACCGCCUAUGGCUGGAAAACCAGGACAAUCGUUCAACACAAUAGACUGCGCGAAUGUAGAAUCUCUAAUUGCCGGAGGAAUACAAGCGAAACCUAAAGAAUACCCUCAUAUGGCUCUGAUCGGUUCCGGAAACAGUUUCGAAGACGUUUCAUGGAAUUGUGGUGGCUCAUUGAUAAGUGAAAAAUUCGUUUUGGGUUCAGCACUAUGCGGCCAAGAUUUCCCUUCAUAUGGAUCAACACAAUGGAUAUUAUUAGGAGACCUGAACAUCAAUUCGAAAACAGACGACGCCAAGCCAGCUGUCUAUAAAAUAAAAAAAGUCCACCAACAUCCAAAUUUUACAGCAUAUUCAGCACCACAUAAUAUUGCUCUUUUCGAAUUGAAUACUACUGUUGAAAUAAGUCCAUAUGUGAGACCAGCCUGUCUAUAUACAUCCACCUCUGUUCCAGUAAACACCACAGGAAAGAUUACUGGAUGGGGAAGAACAGGCAUAAUCGACAGAACUAGCGAUAAUUUAUUAAAAGCCAGUGUUUCGUUCCUGGAUGAUGAAAAAUGCAUUGAAAAGCUUCCAAACGAUAGUUCAGGCAAUCAACGAGUUGCUUACGACCCUAAUUCAAUGAUAUGUGCUGGAGAUUUCGUCCAUGGUGCGGAUACAUGCGCGGGUGACUCCGGAGGUCCAUUACAAAAACCGGUGGAUAAUCAAGUAUGCAUGUGGAAUAUAUUGGGAAUCACAUCUUAUGGAGAGGCAUUUUGUGGAGAUAAGGAAACACCAGCAGUCUAUACCAAAGUUGCAUUUUACCUCGAAUGGAUUAAAGAUAUUGUGUGGCCUUGAAAGAUGCUCCAAUCUUAUUAUUAAUAAAUAAUGCUACGAUAAAUUGUCUUUAAGAAAUUCGGAAUACAUUCGAUCUUGUAUUAUCACUGUAUAAUAAAUCAUAGGUACCUA